CCUCCUCAUCAUCAAUCAUAUAUAUAUAUAUAUAUAUUAAUAUUUACUCACCAUCAAUUUCUUCAAUAAACCUCUACUCAAUUCCAUUUCUUGUUUAAUUUCCCUGGAUAUAUAUCUAUAUGUACAUGAGAAACAUCACCAAGAUAUUUUAGCUAGCUAGUUACCUAUUAGCUAGCUAAUAUAUAGAUCCACAGAAAUAUAUAAUUCCGUCUUGAAAUAAGCAAUUAAGAAAAGAAAUCAACAUGAAUUUUAUUGGAAAGACUAGUGGUGAUGAUAGUGGUAGUAGCACUGGUAGUAGAAGACAACAGCAAGAAGAAGAAGAUGAAGAAGAAAGACGAAACACGACGACAGGAGGUCCAAUUACAGGUCAGUCGUUAUUCCCUAAUAAUUCAUCUUCGUCUUCAUCUCCUUCUCCUCAUCAACCCCCGUCGUUUCAUCCUCAUCAACCUCCAUACCAAAAUCCGCGUGGAGGAUGGAUGUUUGAUGGCCACGGGGGCGAGCCUUCGACACGGAUAAUUAGUAGUAGUCAUGACCCCAUGAUGUUGGAUAAUUACUCUCCAUCAGCUGUGACACCUGCAUCAGCCGAUACAAAUAUCAAUGAUGAUGAUAAUAAUAAUCAACAAGCAGGUGGAGGAGAAAGAGGGAUGAUGAUGGUGGUGGAGAGAGAGCACAUGUUUGAUAAAGUGGUGACCCCGAGUGAUGUCGGGAAGCUCAAUCGUCUCGUGAUACCGAAGCAACACGCCGAGAGAUACUUCCCGUUGGAUUCGUCCACCAACGACAAGGGGCUUUUGCUGAAUUUUGAAGAUAGGAACGGAAAACCCUGGAGGUUUAGGUACUCGUAUUGGAACAGCAGCCAAAGCUACGUGAUGACCAAAGGUUGGAGCCGUUUUGUUAAAGAUAAGAAGCUAGAUGCUGGGGACAUAGUUUCCUUCCAACGCGGGGUCGGUGGUUCGGCCAAGGACCGGUUGUUUAUAGACUGGAGGCACCGUCCAGAUGCACCCGCCCCACCGUACCAAUUAUCAUCAUUUCCACUGCCGCAUCAUCACCAGUAUUCUUUUCAAAACAGGAAUAUUCAUCCUUGGAAUCCGCUUUUCUUGCAAUCACAACCAGUCCCAUCAAGAAGUCACUCUAACUUAAUGCUACAGCCGCCUCCUAAUUACCGAUAUGGAUUAACAAACACCACCGGCCCUUACCACAAUAUAGGUACUGGCAGUGUAGUUAAUGUGAAUAAUAAUCAAGGUGGUGGUGGUGGUUCUUCAUCAGGAUCAGUAAUUUAUUUUAGAUCAGCAGCAGGUGGUAUCCCACAACAUCAUCAGAUGGAUAUGAUGCAUCAUCAUCAUCAAAGAAGUGGGGUUGGAAUUGGAUCAUCAGUGGAUCCACCUCUACUACCUCCACCGCCAACACCGCAAUCUCAUCAUCAACCUUCUAAUCUAGUGUUUGAAUCCGUACCAGUGGUUCAUGGGAAAGCAGCUGCUAAGCGGCUUCGGUUGUUUGGAGUUAACAUGGAUUGCCCCAUUUCAGAUGAAGAUGAUCAAGCUGAUUAUGACGGCCCCUCCUCAAUGGCUUCGGCUGCCACUACUUCCAUGGGAAAUUACCAUCAUGACCGGGAUACCCUUUAUCACUAUCCACCAACACCGUCUUCUUCUACUAUACCUUACCUGCAAUUGAGGCCUAAUUAUGGAGGAGGAUCAGAAAUUUCCCAGCACCAUGAGUCCCCAAUGGCGUCUUCUCCAUCUACUACUGAUAUUGCCUUCAAUAAAGCCAACAAAUCAUCAUCAUCUUCUCAUAUGUCUUUGGAUUUGGAUAUAUGAUGAUGUAUCAACACGAUAUACGAGAUCAAAUAGCUGUGGCGUGCUACUCGAGUAAGUAUCAUCCAAGGAUGCGAUGCAUUAUUAGUAUUCAAGGAAGUGGCUGGUAUGUUGUAGCCUUUUCAUUACAGAGUUUUGAUUUGAUUUGAUCAGUUUUUUAUUAUAUCCAAGAGUGUUUGAUGAGGCGUGCGAUCAAGUAAAUCAGUAGUGGGCAAGAAUUGAAGUCAAUUUACAAGGCAAAAUCCCAAAUCAAAUGUAGUUAGCUAGCUAAGGUUUGUUAAUGAUGGUUGAUUGAAGGUGAUCGAUUGAUUGGAGAGUGCUAUAUAUAUAUUCUGCAAAAAAACUAUAUAUUGGAAGUAAUCAGAGGUUGAAACUGAUUUUUAGUUUUCAGCUACUUAAUUUUUA
Molecule: messenger RNA, 2213 nt
Organism: Erigeron canadensis
Lineage: Eukaryota; Viridiplantae; Streptophyta; Magnoliopsida; Asterales; Asteraceae
Product: B3 domain-containing protein Os03g0120900-like
Exons: 1
Coding region: 243-1811 (522 amino acids)
Molecular function (GO): DNA binding; DNA-binding transcription factor activity
Source: RefSeq, a predicted model, not a curated record